AUGUUUCAAAGUUUCCGUGAGCCGAUCGGAGAACCACUGCUAGAAUGGUCUCAAUCAAUACCAAAUGAUGGCCUUAUCCAUUUACAUCUUUCUGUCGGGUCGCACGCACUACUGCUUACAGACCCAGAAUCCUUAGCCGAUGUGCUAAUACAUCACGCCUACGAUUAUGAGAAGCCAGGGUUCUUGCGACGCCACCUACGCCACGCCCUCGGAGAAGGACUAGUUGUCGAGAGAGGAGAAGCACAUAAAAAGAAGCGAAAGCUUCUUAUGCCGGCCUUCCAACAACAACGUCUCUAUAACAUGAACCCAAUUAUCCUAUCAACAGCAGACUUACUCGUGAAACAGCUAAGAGCAACUAUUCCUAGCAUCGUUUCAUCUGAGCUACACUCUAAGAAUAUGGUUGAUAUCAAACCCUGGAUGUCGCGUGCUGCUCUGGACAUAGCGGGCCAUUUUAUCUUAAGCCACGAUUUUCGAACUAUAUAUGAAAAUCGGGCAUUCUACAACGCUUGGCACGUUAUUGAAAAAGGAAGCACCUUAUCUCAGCUCAUAUGGCAGGGAUUCUCUCCAGAAUUGAUAAAGAGAUUAUGUCCGACAUCGCAGGACAAACAGAUUGCCUCCGCUGGGAUUUAUAUUCGUGAUACUGUAUCUAGGAUCGUGGAUGAGAGGCUUGAACAGUAUAAGCGAUUGGACAAGCUUCCCGGGGACGUUCUUAGCCAAAUGAUAACUACAGGUGAAUUUACCAGGGAGGAAUGCAUAGAGCAGGCUGUCUUUGGAAUAGGUGCUGCGUUCGAUACGACUGCGAAUAUCCUGUCGUGGGCACUGUAUCAUAUUGCAAAACACCCACAGCUCCAAGCCACUCUUAGAGCGGAAGUAAAACGUGGCUACGAAAUGAAUGUCCCAUCUGAAGACAUUCAUCGAAGUAUGUCUUUAUUGACCGCUGUCAUACUAGAAGCCAGCCGACUACACCCUCCCAUCCCGGUUACAGUGCGCAAAGCUGUUCGAGACUCGAGUAUAAAAAAUCAGUUUGUGCCUGCAGGGACAUGCAUUAUCAUUUCACCUUAUGUGGCUAACCGGUCUUCCAAGCUAUGGGGAAUUGAGGCUGAACAGUUCUCUCCUGAGCGAUGGUUAAGUGGUCGUAUCAGGGAUGGGCCAUCGGACAAUAUAGAGUCGCCAAGCUCUCCGUACGCAUAUCUUACCUUUCUACAUGGACCUCGGAGCUGUCCUGGGCGGUCGCUAGCUAUGAUGGAAAUGUGUAUAAUUAUCUCAUCUAUUGUUACAGUAUUCAAGCUUACGGCCCAGCAAGAAAACGAGCCUGAAACAAGAGGGUUUUUGUCGGCUUCCCCCAAGGACGGCAUUCACAUAGGGCUGUCCAAGCUAAAUGAAGAUAUACAUAUUUGA
Messenger RNA from Aspergillus caelatus, 1398 nucleotides. RefSeq names its product cytochrome P450. The transcript has 2 exons. Gene Ontology annotation, molecular function: heme binding; iron ion binding; oxidoreductase activity, acting on paired donors, with incorporation or reduction of molecular oxygen. NCBI's taxonomy places the organism in Eukaryota, Fungi, Ascomycota, Eurotiomycetes, Eurotiales, Aspergillaceae. The record is from RefSeq and is a predicted model, not a curated record. The coding region runs from base 1 to 1398 and encodes 465 amino acids.